Messenger RNA from Haliotis rufescens (red abalone), 7679 nucleotides. RefSeq lists its product as uncharacterized. The record is from RefSeq and is a predicted model, not a curated record. NCBI's taxonomy places the organism in Eukaryota, Metazoa, Mollusca, Gastropoda, Lepetellida, Haliotidae. Gene Ontology annotation, molecular function: NAD+ poly-ADP-ribosyltransferase activity. Bases 91 to 3150 code for a protein of 1019 amino acids. The transcript is spliced from 7 exons.
UCCUGUAAGAAGGCAGCCAUGUCGAGAGAACCAGGCCAAUAUUCCGACAUUGAGUCGGAAUAGGUCCCUUAAUAAACCUCGCCUGGAAGUAUGACAGAAGCAGAAAGUACCCCGAUUGUUAUUAAUUCUGAAGAAGAAGAUGAAGAUGAUGAUGAUAUAGUUGUGCUGAAGGAAGAAAAGGUGCCAAUUCCAGCAGAUGAUGAUGACGACGAUGAUGAUGCCGUCAUCUUCAUCGCAUCCACAAGCAUCACUAAAAGUAAAGACAAUACAACCCUGGGACCAAAAACAGAACCAUCCUCUUCCAAAGACUUAACCCGAAGCCUCAGUCUUACAUCUUCAUUUGAUGUAUCCCUUAAUUUGACAGGUCCAUUGGACUUGUCGAAACAUACAGAGCGGGAUGGCGACGAUGUCGUGGAUCCCACCACUGCUGCAGCCACAAGUGUCAAGCUGUCUGAUAAAGAAACAUUAGUUGAUUUGGAGGAGACAGAUUCUCAGCAGAGUUUAACCACAGAUGACCUUUUGGACAGUGUUGGUGGGUCCAGCCUAGACAAUUCCUUUGUUGGACCAGGUUCUCCCUCCGUUGACAGCAACAGCAGCAGCAACUCAUCAGUCUCCUUGCCAGCAACACCGCCGUUAAAAUGGAGCCCCCAACCAUCAACAUCAGGUGUGAAAACAAACAGUGGAGUUGGUGGGCCUCCAGACCUGGUCCUGCCCCAAGGGAAGGCAGGGUCACCAUGCAUUGAUGAUCUGAACUUUCUGGAACUGUUGCGGAAAUAUGACUACCCUUCAUCCCAGUCAACAGACAAUCAGUCAUGCAUGUCUUUAGGGACACCGUCACCGCCCUCUAUAUCAGUCCCCAGCCAGCCAGUCGGUGCAGUGCCCACACAUAUUCACUCCAACAGCUGUGAUACCACACUUUCUUCCUCGCCCACAAGUCUUUCAGCUAAUAGUAAGCAACUCCCGUGCAUUGGAACAAGCUCAAUGAUAUCACCAACUUCAAAAUCUCUCCUGCGAUCGGGAACAACCACAUGCCACAGAUAUUCCUCUAGUCAGGAUACGUUGCCUAGAACCAGUUCUUCUACAAGCUCAGUGUGUCAGUUUUCAGACCUUGUACAUACAACUCUGUCCUUAGAUAAAUCUUUGAACAUCACAACCUCACCAACUUCUCCAGUCUCAAAAGUCACAAUUUUGCCCAAACCAACAUGUGUGUCUACUGUUCAAAGCUCUGCGGGUCCAUCAACCUCAAGGACAGAUUUGAGUUCCAGUUCAGGAUUAGCUUCUGAAGCUGCUGCUGGUUCAAACUUGAAUUCAGAUUCCAGUUUAGGUUCCAGUUCUGUUCUUGCUUCUGGAGCUGGGUUACGAUCAGGAAACACUCAGUCGUGGACGACAGGGGCAUCCAGGUUGUCCCAGCUUAGUCUCCCUCCGAGAAAACGGGUGCGACCGGAUACUGUGAUGUCGCCGGUGUCGUCAUCGUCGUCGUCCAAGUCUGAUGAUGCAUGUGUGAACUGUAAGAGCAUCCUGCAUGACCUGAAAGUGUCACGGUGUACUCAGGGUCAUCCAGCCUGCUCCACCUGCCUUGAGGACCAGGUUAAACUUAUUCUUACAGACAAACAGGGUUCGCUGAAGUGUAUCAUGGUGAGCUGUGGCAGUUACUACCCCAUGAGUGAGCUAAAAUACACGCUUCCCUCCAUGGUUGUGGAGAUCCUGGAGGACAAGCUCCACAAGGAGCACAUCAACUUUGUGUGUGACAUGCUGCUGCCGGACACCGGUGGAGAGGACCAGACCGGAGCUGUCGCCAAAUCAGGGAAAACAGCCACCAAAGGUGAUGAAGCUUCGGCAGGCAAGAAACAGAAGUUUGAUGAGGAUGUUCUGAGUCUGUUCGAACCAUUAAAAGAGGUUCAGUCCUCGCAGGAUGAGGAGAAGAAACCAAAAUCUCCAGAGGAAGAUAAACCUCCUAAGUGGGACCCAAUGGACAAAAUGGUGAACCUUGUGAUUAUGGCACUAGAACCAGAGUCUGAUGAGUAUGUAGAAGUGGCUGUCAAUUUCUACAGCACACUGGCUUUCCCUUCUGCAGACAUCGUCAAAAUAUCCCGCGUCCAGAACCCCAUUCUCUGGAAAUACUAUCAACUGAAGCGCACGGAGAUGAUUCACGAGAAUGACGGCCACCAGGUGGAUGAACGCCAACUGUUCCAUGGCACGAACAGUUCCGUCAUUGAGGCCAUCUGCAAGAAGGGCUUUGAUUGGCGGGUCUGCGGGAAACAUGGAUGUGUGUAUGGACAAGGUUCCUACUUUGCGAAGGCUGCUUCCUACUCUCACCAGUACACGGAGAAGGUCAGUGGCAUCCGAUCCCGGAUGAUGGCCAUUCGCACCUUAAGUGCACUUACAUCCUCCAGUCGAACGUCUAGCUCGUCGUCGGUGUUCCGCCAGCCCCCAGGGAGCGUUCUCAUCGGACCAUUCAACCAGAUGCAAGUGAACCAGUUGUUACCUCACCACCUCCUCCCCCCUCCCGCCCACAUGCCUCUGGGGUCGUCACUAAUCUCCGGCAUCCACGGACAGCUCACCCCUCCAAGCACCGCGCCGCCCCCUCCCCCGCCUCAGUCCUCAUCUCGGAGCAAUCUCACAGUAAUAUCAAACAUCUACUCAGGGCCAAUGCCAACCAACAGUUCUAAUCCUGUAAUAAACUCGAACCAGAACCUCCAGGUGGAGUCCAACCUUCCAUCUUCCUCGGCAGGCAUCGCUCGGGGGUUUCCUCUGACCAACGUCGGCCGAUGUUCUGCGUUCAACACUAGCAAUAACAAUACAACGUUCCCCCCACAAGCCAACUUCCUGCGGCAGGGUUCUGAGCCCUCCCAACCGAGACAGAACAACUCCCAGAAAUCCACGAAAGAUGCCAAGGUCAGGGUUGUACCAAUGACAGACAUUACAUCGUCACAGACGAGAAAAAUGUUCCUCGCCAAGGUGCUUGUUGGGAAAUACACAGGCGGGAAUACAGGUCAUAGACGACCUCCACCUUUCUACUCAGCAGAACCAUACGGGAAGUGCUACGAUUCAUGUGUGGACAAUAUAUGGGACCCCAAGAUCUUUGUGAUUUUUGACAGUAACCAGGCGUACCCGGAAUACAUUGUUGAAUAUAAUGUGAUGAACGAGUGAUCCGAUACAGACUGUCCAGUUGUGUGCUAUGAUUACUUGUGACCAUUUCUCGAUGUUCUCCUAUGUGAAUGUGUAUAGUCCUGGGUACUGAGUAGUUUGUAGGCGGCUAGUAGGCGACCCGAAAACAAUGUACCAUUUGGAAUGGUUAUGUGUAAAUUUUGAUGUUCAUUAUGGUAAUCUUGACAUAAGAAUACAAGAAACACAAGGCAUCAUGGGAUAUGGCCAUGUGACAAUAAUCUUGAGAAAACAGCCUCUGACGAGACCUUAGGUUACAUUUCUUGUUUCUUAUCACUUGUUUGGAGGCACUGGGUUCCAGUCUUCUACAAUGCCGGAAUUAGCUGUGCGGAGUUGCCUCCCUUUGGUGAUUUCCUCCCACCACUGAAAUACUGCUUAAAACGGCAUUUAAGCAAACUCAGAAUCAAAAGUAACUUUUAAUUUGUUAAUAACCAAAAGUUAUUAUUAUAAUAGGACUAUGUAGCUUUUCAGAUCAGUAGCCUUUGUCCCCACAAUAACCACCUUUGGAGAUGGACAGGUGCAACACGACCAUAUUCAAGUUAAUCAUAUUCAUGCGUGAUGGGGUCAAGUAAAGGUCAUACCUCAAAUCAUCUUGAAAAUAACCUGACAUUUCACCAUGACAUUGAAGUUUAAAAUUUGUUUUUGUUUGAAUUUGAAUUUGAAAUCUUCAUGAUGUCACCCAUAAACUUUUUGUUUGAUCAGAUCAAUUCAUUGUCUAUUUAUUGUCUUGGUCACUAUGCUAAGAUACCAUGGUUCAUUUGACUUCCUUUUUAUUUUUGAUAUUUUUUUUAAUUGAAAGAAAAGCUGAAAUAAAAAUGCAAUUGAUAAAAUAAUCCGAAUAACAAGAAAACCAAUUGUUGAGAAUACAUUUAAAAAGGAUGUGAAGGAAUGUUCGGGUAAUGAGUUACGAGAAACAAGAUUUGAUUUUGGAUGUUUUAUUACUGGUGACUACUGUUAUAAGGAGAAUGACAUUGUGAAUAUUUAUUUAAUAUUGACUAUAACUAAUGAAAGUGCUAUGAAAAGAUAAUACUUGGUUGAUUAAUGUAGAAAGUUUAUCUAUUUAAUUGCUGAUUGUUACUGAACUGAUUGUUGUUGAACUAACUUUUAGACAGAAAUGAAAUAGGAAAAUGAUUGUAAUUCCAAAUCUUGCUGUUUCUCAGCUGAGCAAUUCUGAGUGCUUGGUUCUUCAUUGUGGAUAGUUAGGUACGGAUUAAGAUACUUUUCUUUGAGCUCUCAAUUCUGUAACAUUUACAUGUUUUAUUAGCAGUAAAACAUUUCAACUCAACAUGCUGAAUUAAAUUUCAUUGUUGGACUAUGAAUAGUAAUAACAGCAGUGCUCAUCAUUUUGAGUUUGAUGAAUUUUUAAGUUGAAUUUUUAAUCAAAUCAAGAAAAUGUUAUUGUUAUGGUUUUAGUGGAGUUAAGAAAAGGAAACCUAUUGUUUUAGCAAAACCCAUGUUGGCGGGUAACUAUUCAAUAUUUUGUUUUUGUAAAAGUGAACUUUUAAUCUUGUUGUCUUUGUUGGUCUUGAUGAGCGGUUGGCAGGUUUAUGUUCAGUUUUCAUCAUCAAUGUUAAUGAAUGUUUGUGGCUUACAGUUUAACGUGUUUCAGGCUUAAGAACGUCAUGUCGAGAUAUCGUCCAAUAACUAUUAUUGUCUAUAAGUAGCAGCUGACAAUUUUCAAACUAUUUUUAAUAUAUAUAUCAAAUACUGAAUUAGUACCACUGUUACAAAAGAAACCAGACUUAUUUCGAAAAUUGUUUAUUUAUUUUUGACAGAAGACAUUUUCGAACAGGAUCAUGUUUUGAAUAUUUCUAUUCCAUUAUUCUUCGUGAUUAAGUGCUAUGAGGUAAGCAGGAAUCUAAACUGAUUGCUGAAAGUUAACAAGGAGGUUAAUAUGGAGGUUUUACCCCAUCUGAAGUAGGGAAUAAUAGGAAAUAUCACCACAGUGUGAAUAACCACUGAACAGGCCAGGUGACUAUCAACUCGAUGCAGCCAUUUUGGUUACCAGUACCCACUGUUAGCUCACCUGAUCUCAAGUCCAGUGAGCUUAUGUCAUGGCUUGGUUGUCUGAAACUUUCAUCUUUGUGACUAUAACUCUACUCCUCCAGCUGCUGGACCAAUCCCACAGAGGAGCUGACCAUUAUGAUGUUGGCAGAAUCAUUACAAAAUUCUACAAGCACAAUCAAGUGAAAUUUUGUCAAAAAAAACAUUACCUGCAAUUUAGGCUGGUCAUUGACCUCGCUCCUGUCAUUGUCACAUACAUAUUCAAGUUUUAGGUGGUCAGUUAUGAAUGAAAAACAUUUGGCUUGUGAUCGAAUGGUUUACAUAUUUUGAGGAGUUGGAGUUAUAAAAUAUAACGCAUAUAAUGUUAUAAUCAAAACCUUUGGUCAGACAUGCCAAAAGUCUUCACAAAUAUUUUGUAAACAAGUAUAGUAUGACUCUAUAUUAUCGCGGUAUUGGUAAAUCUCAUUUCUUCAUUCUCUGUCGACUAUUUACUUACGCAAAACUAAGCACAAUAUUUCAUCGCAUGAUCGAAUACAGGACUCGUUGCGUAAUGUCACAGCUACUAAUGUUUUUGAAGUGGAAUUAUACCCACCUCCAUUCGAAAUUGGUCCGAAAAGAAUCCACUUGUUUGGAUGAUGUCCUUUGACCCAAUCUAGGUCGUAUGAAUACUGAUUAUGCAUAAUCCAAAACAGGAAGUGAUGUAAACCACAUAAUCCACACAUAUCACACACAAAAUAGUGAUUCCGCGAUAAUAUAGAAUUGCCCACCCUUGAGGAACCGGUACUUUGUUUACCAAACACGGUAAAGAAAAUCAGCAUCGAUCGAUCUUAAUUGAUGUCAUAAAGGUUGAAAAAAAGAACAAGAAACAUUUUGCCUAUGAUAUAUUUAAUAGGUUAGUAAGCAUUCGCCAUUACGAUCCAUUAUAAACUAACUACCGCGAUAAUAUAGCGUACAAUGCUAUUUAUUUCAGAUGACAAUUACCACAUAUAUUUGCAUCAAUUUGGGGUUAGCAUCUGUAGUGAGGGUUUUGUUGGGGCUAGGGGUGUUGCAGGCUGGGGUAUAUGUAUAUUUCUAACCUUAACAUGCUUAAUAUGGCUGUGAAUUUUGUGAGCAUGAUUGGGGCAAGAGUGGGUGUCAGAUUUUUAUAUGUUUGCUUGAUGUUUGCAAGGUCAUGCCUUCUUUUGGCAGUGUUGACAUUUGUUUCGGGGGAACGGGUAGCCCAGUCAUCUGUGGCAUCGCAAUUCACUGUGCAGAGUUGUGUCCCUUAGCCAUGCCAGGAUCCUCAGAUCAAGGGUUUCAAUUCCAGUUGUGAUCAGAUUAUGAUCCUUGUAUUUCAGCACCAAGCAUCUAUGACCUGCAUCACUUCUGGUUGGCCUCCAACAUUAAGCUGAUGUACUGUGAUAUAACUGAAAUACUGUGGUCACACUUAUCCUGUGGUUUCUAUGUAUAAUGUUAAAUGAUUUCAUUGUUAUUACUCGUCAUGAUUAACCAGUUAUGGGUUAAUUAGAAUUUCGGAACGGGUUUCAAAAUGUGGAAACCCGUUUUCGUUAUCCCAGUUUAAUAUUAAUAAUUGUUUGCAGUUACGAUUAUGAAACUAUCAAUUAUAAUUUUUUUGUCACAAUCUUAUGUAUUCACUAUUAAAAAAUUAUUCCAUUAUUAAUGAUGCCCCCCUUCAAGCAUAGCAGAGCCUAACCGUCUGUGGAUGUUUCGAAUGUUUUGAUAUAAAAAUGGGUUAUCGGAUACGGAAAGUUUCAGUAAGACGAGGAACUAGAUUCAAACCGGGACAUCCCUUGUUGCAGUGAAGGCAAUCCAACUCAAGUAUGCUAUCUGUCCAUGUUAAUGAAUCGUUCUGAUUGAACACACACCAGGUGAGCUCCAGUGCCUUGGCGCUACUUUUGACCGCACUCACAAAUAAGACGACAUAAAUUCCUUGGACACCCCCAGGUGUGUUACCUAUACAUCUCUUAAUAUAGGUUUACUUCAUAUCAGCAUCACUUCACAGAGAAAUCCACAAUGUUUGCUUGCUAUAAAAUCUAGAUUUUGAAUGAAUCUUAUCCAAUAAGUCCUAGAGUCAUGAAAUUGAGUUGACAUUUUUACUGUUUUUAUAUCUAAUCGUUUUUUUAUUUCUAAAAUGUUUUCCUUUCUGUCUGGGUUCCUAGUUUAGAGAUGUGAUAUUGUGUACUGUGUCACACCUUGACUGUUAGUUAAGUAUCAUAUUUAUUAGCUAGAUUAUGUAUAUAAACUGCAUCAUUUCGGUGCACAUUCACAUGUUCUUGUGAUUUAAUAUUAUGAUAUACAGUCAAACACCGUUGUGUCGAACUUUGAUCUGUCGAACUUAUGGUUGUCUCCAAGUAAAAGCACGGUCCCUGAGUAUUCCUUGUUUAUUCAGGGGGCACGGGUGGCCCAGUCGUCUAAGGCGGCGCGAUUCGCUGUGCAGAGUUGCGUCCCUUAGGCACGCCAGAAACCUAUGAUUAUUGGUUCGAAUCCCGGUUCGCCCCGGUUAUGUACCU